CCACGGAACCAGAAGGCACUCAGUGCGAGGUAGGGAUUUAGAGAGGAAAUUGGCAGAAAAGAUGAGUGACGCUGGAGGAUGUCGGUGGUGGGUGAUUAGAGAAUGGGACCUUUGAGUGAAGGAGCUUUGAGAGGUGAGAAUUAUGGGAACAGGCUCAGCGAGGGACGUUAGAGUUGGAGUUAGGAGCUUAGGGUCCCAAGGUAGUGAAGAGUGGGUGGGCAUGUGUACCUUCUACUGGGAAGGCUGGGGUUUUCGAUGAAGGCAGCUAGGGCUGCCUGUUGCAGUAAGUUUGUUUAUGUAUAAGCUGGGGUAAUGGAGGCAUUGCAGUGGUGUGACGAUUUAGUGACAUAAAGACUACUUAGAAUGGUGCCUGGCACACAAUACUUCCCACCAUGAGUUGCUGUCAUCGGUUUUAAGAGGAAGUAGAAGAGAAAAUGAAAAAUUAUGGUGACAGUAAGGGUUUGGCCCCUCCACCAGAGGAAGAUGCUUCUGCUCCUUGUCUCUUUCUCCUGAACUCCAGGUUUUUCUGCCACAUUGCUCCAUGGAGGACACACCCCUCUCAUUCAGCUGCUCUGACUGUCAGCGCCACUUUCCUAACCUCCCAGAACUGUCACGGCACCGAGAGCUGCUCCAUCCAUCUCCAAACCAGGACAGUGAAGAAGCUGAUAGUGUCCCUCAUCAGCCCUAUGGGCGUGGCUCCCAUAACCCAGGGAGCUUGAUCAACUACCACCAAACCCACAAGGCUGGUCUUUUCCCCUGUACUACCUGUGGCAAGGACUUUGCUAAUUCCAUGGCUCUUAAGAAUCAUGUGAGGAGUCAUGUUCCUGAGGGCCACCACAGGCACAGGCCCCCACCCCUCAAGGAAACCACUCCACACCUUCAGAGUGAGACAGUGUCUACUGAUUCUUGGAGUCAGAGGCUUGGCCCUGGGGAAGGCUGGGAAAAUCAAACAAAGCAUGUAAAAGAGACACAUGAAUGUGAGUCUAGAGCUAAUCCCAGGGCAGCUCCAGGUACUUGGGAAGAUCUACCCACCAAACAGAGAGAAGGCUUGGAAAGCCAGCCAGAUCCUGAGGAAAACACAGAGGGUUGGGGGUCUGUUUCUAAUUCUGCCAGAACCCCACCUUUCCAUACUCCAGCAAACAGCCUCCUUAGCAAUUUGGAACAGUAUUUAGCUGAAUCAGUGGUGAACUUUACAGGGGCCCAGGAGUCCACCCAGCCCCUUCCUCCUGAGAAGGAGCGAAAGUACAAGUGCAGCCAAUGUGGCAAGACGUACAAGCAUGCUGGGAGCCUCACCAACCAUCGCCAGAGCCACACCCUUGGUAUCUACCCUUGUGCCAUCUGUUUUAAGGAGUUCUCCAACCUCAUGGCUCUAAAGAAUCACUCCCGACUCCAUGCCCAAUAUCGGCCUUACCACUGUCCCCACUGCCCCCGUGCCUUCCGGCUUCCUCGGGAUCUGUUGGAACACCAGCAGUCCCAUGAGGUGGAAAAGCAGGAGCAGCCCCUGGAAGAGAAAGAGCUGCCCACCACGAAUGGGCACACAGAUGAGAGGAGUUGGGAGCAGCUACCUAAAACACAGAUGUUGAAUGGCUCCGGGGAGCUCAGCGCUUCUGGAGAGUUGGCAGAUGGUGGCCUAGAGGAGUAUCGACCUUUCUGUUGUGGAGACUGUGGUCGAACUUACCGGCAUGCAGGUAGCCUGAUCAACCAUCGAAAGAGCCACCAGACAGGUAUCUACCCCUGUUCAAUUUGUUCCAAGCAGCUGUUCAAUGCAGCUGCUCUGAAAAACCAUGUUCGUGCUCAUCAUAGACCCCGGCAGGGCGCUGGGGAAGGUGGACAAUCAUCAGCGCCCCCAGCUAUCCUGAUGUUGGCUGAGACCACCUACAAAGAGGAAGAGGUCCCCAUUACCACCCUGGACCAUCGUCCCUAUAAGUGCAAUGAGUGUGGUCGGGCUUACCGCCACAGGGGAAGCCUGGUGAACCACCGCCACAGCCAUCAGACAGGAGAAUAUCAAUGCUCACUCUGUCCUCGCAAGUACCCCAACCUUAUGGCUCUGCGCAACCAUGUACGGGUACAUUGUAAGACUUCCCGCCGAAGUACAGACCCAGGGACUGAGGGUUCCCCCUGCCAUUUCAAGAGGGAACUCCUGUCUAACCCAGUGGGAACAGAAAGAGCACUUCACUCAGAUCAGGGGCAUGUGCACAAACAUGAAGAGGCCGCCACUAUCCCCCCUGUAGCAGGUAGGACAGUGCCACAGAUGUGUAGCAUCUGUGGGAUGUCCUUUGAAGAUCCUGAGAGUCUUGAACAUCAUAGCAUGACCCACAGGGCUGGGGAAGAAGAAAAUAGCAAGACAGAGACCACAGUGUCACCACCUAGAGCAUUUGCCUGUCAAGACUGUGGAAAAAGCUAUCGCCACUCAGGCAGCCUUAUCAACCAUAGGCAGACCCACCAGACAGGGGACUUCAGUUGUGGAACCUGUGCCAAGCAUUUCCACACCAUGGCUGCUAUGAAGAGCCAUUUGCGACGUCACAGCCGGCGGUGGAACAGGCGGCAUCGGAAACAAAUCAGUAGUGCUGGUAGAGAAGAAGCCAAACUCCAACCUGUGGGAACCUUGGCUCCAAAGCUGGACAGCAAUGAGGACCUGGACUCUUCUGAAGACCCUUUAGGAGAAAGUCCUUGUAGGUCUGAAGACAACUUAGAACGUGAUGGAGACUGUUUGCAAGCUGAAUCUGAAGGCAAUGAAUGUGGGUGUGAGAGGGAUGAAACCUGUUUCCUGGGUGAUAAAGAGAGCAGAAGCACUGAGGAAGGACUAGAAAAGAAGGAAGCCUGUUUCCUUGAUAACUUGGACAUCCCAGGGGAUGAGGAAAGUAGUGAGACUCACUUUUGUGAUAGCCUCCCUGCAGUAGAAGGCAACCAGAUGCCUGCUGCUUGCCAACCCAGCUCCUCUUCCCAGCCCGCUGAUACUGACGGUGCCUGGAAGGCUGAAGUCACUCACACAUGUUCUGAUUGUGGGCAUUCUUUCCCCCAUGCCACCGACCUGCUGAGCCAUAGGUCCUGCCACCCCCCAGGCAUCUAUCAGUGUUCUCUCUGUCCAAAGGAGUUUGACUCUCUGCCUGCCCUACGCAGUCACUUCCAGAACCACAGGCCAGGGGAAGUGGCCUCUGCACAGCCUUUCCUCUGCUGCCUGUGUGGUAUGAUCUUUCCUGGGCGGACUGGCUACAGGCUUCACCUGCGCCAGGCUCACAACACUUCUGGCAUGACUGAGGGCUCAGAGGAGGAAGGGGAAGAGGAAGGCACAACAGAAGCAGCUUCCACCCGCAGUCCUCCUCUGCAGCUCUCAGAAGCAGAGCUGCUGAAUCAACUGCAGAGGGAGGUGGAGGCUCUAGAUGGAACAGGUUAUGGGCACAUUUGUGGCUGCUGUGGUCAAACCUACGAUGACCUAGGAAGCCUAGAGCGUCACCACCAAAGUCAGAGUUCCAACAGUACCACAGAGAGGGCUCCUAGCCACUUGGAAGAAUCAGGUGAUACCAUAGAAAUCGUUGCAGAUCAUGUCUUUGAGGGCACUAUGACUUCUGUCUCAGAAGAGGGUGGUGACACUGAGUCUGAAGUGAGAGUAGUUGGCACAGUUGCAGAUGGCCUUUGCAUGCAGGUUGGUGAAAGAUUCCUAGAGUCCCACCCCCGCCCUUUUCGAUGUAACCAGUGUGGCAAGACCUAUCGCCAUGGAGGCAGCCUGGUGAACCACCGCAAGAUCCAUCAGACUGGAGACUUCAUCUGCCCUGUCUGUUCCCGCUGCUACCCCAACCUGGCUGCCUACCGGAAUCAUCUGCGGAACCACCCUCACUGCAAAGGCUCAGAGCCCCAAGUGGGGCCCAUCCCAGAGGCAGGAAGCAUCAGUGAGCCCCAGAAUGUGGUAGAGACAGGGUUGGAGCAGGCAGAAGUAGGGCAACUCCAGGGAAAACUUAAAGUGGAGCCCUUGGACGAGGUGGCAAGGGUAAAAGAAGAGAUGUGGGAGGAGACCACUGUGAAGGAGGAGGAAGUGGAGCAGAAGUUGGAGACAGCAGAGAAAGGCUGUCAGACUGAGGCCAGUGCUGAGCGCCCCUUCAGCUGUGAGGUAUGUGGCCGCACCUACAAGCACGCUGGCAGCCUCAUCAAUCACCGGCAGAGCCACCAGACUGGCCACUUUGGCUGCCAGGCCUGUUCCAAGGGCUUCUCGAACCUCAUGUCCCUUAAGAACCACCGUCGAAUCCAUGCAGAUCCUAGGCGUUUCUGCUGUGGUGAAUGUGGGAAAGCCUUUCGCUUGAGGAAGCAGCUGGCUAACCACCAGCGGGUCCAUACUGAGCGACAGAGGGCUGGGGGCACCCAGAAGCUGCUUCAGGAAGAUCGGACCUUCCGGUGUGGGCAAUGUGGCCGGACCUACCACCAUGCCAGCAGCCUCCUGAACCACCGAUGCAGCCAGGAGGUAGGCCAAUACACCUGCCCCUCCUGUCCUAAGACAUAUUCCAACCGUGUGGCCCUGAAGGACCAUCAGAGGCUGCAUUCUGAUAGUCACCGGCGAGCAGGACGGUCUCGGAGGGGAGCUGUACGCUGUGCCCUCUGUGGCCGUGGCUUUCCUGGCCGGGGAGCUCUGGAGCGGCAUCUGCGGGAGCAUAAGGAAACAAAAUUGGAGCUGGCCAGUAGCCAGGGAUGCCCACUUGGUACAGAGGGCAGUGAGGGGAACCUUGCUGAUGAGUGGGCACUGAAGGGCAGAUCAGGUGGUACUGAGUCAAUACCACAGCUAGAGCAGGAAGCCACAACGCCUGGGGAGCAUAGUCAGAGCCCCAGCAGGACAUCAGGUUCAGAAGCCACAGAGUCUAUAUCAUGGAAGGUGGGAAAGGUAGAUGAGUGGCAAGGAAAGAGGGGACCAGAGAAUCAUAAUGGUGGCUGGGUUCCUCAGGGUCAGGUAUUAACCAAGCCAGAAGACAGGAUUGAAGACACUGUCCCUAGUAACCCUUGUCACCUCGCUGAUAGCCAGUCCAGUGGCCCUAGCCUGAGUUACAUGGAUAGCUGGGAUGGAGACAGCAGUUCUCAGCUCCAACUAGAGAGCCACUCCUAUUGCUGCAGCCAUUCUGGCAAGACCUGCCAACCUGAUGCCCUUUUGAACCCCAGCAUUCGUAAGACAGACUGCCACUGUUGCCUGCUCUGCUCCAAGGAGUGCUUGAAUUCUAUAACCUCUAAGAACCACAAUCACAUAGCUGCUCAGACUUUUGCUUGCCCUAAGUGUAGCAAGUCUUUCCAGUCCCGCCCCGAACUGGCCAUGCACCUGAAGGCUCAUGCUGGCGACUUUAGUCAGGUAUCGGGUCAGACAGAGGAGGCCAGAGAUCCCCAAGAUAGGACUGGUGAGAACAUAGUGAGUCUCCUUGGUCCAGGGAAAGCUCAGGAGGCCCCAUCAGAACCUCCCAGAGAUCCAGAAGAGAAAGACAAGCUAGCUAGUGGAGGACAAGGGAUAAGUUUCACAGCAGCUGAAGACCAGGAACGGCCCUUUUGCUGUGCUCAGUGUGGGCGUUCCUACCGCCAUGCUGGUAGCCUGCUGAACCACCAGAAGGCCCACACCACUGGACUCUACCCUUGCUCCCUCUGCCCCAAACUUCUACCAAACCUACUGUCUCUUAAAAACCAUAGCAGGACCCACACGGACCCCAAGCGGUACUGCUGCAGCAUCUGUGGCAAGGCUUUCCGGACAGCUGCCCGGUUGCAAGGCCAUGGACGGGUCCAUGCUCCCCAGGAGGGGCCUUUCACCUGUCCCCAUUGUCCCCGCCACUUCCGCCACCGAGUCAGCUUCCUGCAGCACCAACAGCAACACCAGGAGGAGUGGACAGUGGCUAGUGCUGGAGCACUAACGCCGCCAGCAACAAGCAGAGGGGACUCAUCAUCGCCCCUUCCACCCACUCCCACAACCUCACUCCUGGAUCCUUCACCCCAGUGGCCUGCAGACCUCAACUUCUCUCUCUGAGCUUCAAGUCUCCAAAGAUCAGUACAUUGGAGUGUGGGACGCAGGCAGGGAGGGGCUUGAUCUCCACAUUUCACUCAGGAGUUGCUUGGGCAUCCCCAUCUCCUCUCCCAGGAAGAAAACCCUAAUCUGGCUUCUUUUUCAAGAAGGGGAUAAGGGAAUCCUCAUGUCAUGUCCAUAAAGGAUCUCCUUCCCCAGCCUUUUCACCAUGUUCUUCCAGGGCCGGGCUUUGCUGAGAUGCUGGGCCAAGCUGCAAGGCCAGAUUCCAACCCCAGGGAGAGGCAGAUUUGGAGAGUGCCACAGGUGGGAAACUUGCCUGUGGAAGGGGAGCCUUUUGCUACAAUUUGUAACUUAUUUUCUAAAAUCUAUUUUGUAACAGUUUAUUUAAGUUUUAAAAAAGGAAAAUUGCUCCCCCCCACAAGAAAUUUUUUUUUUCUCAACCGGUGAGAAAUUUUUUUUUUCUCAGACAGCUGGUGUGAUUGUAUCUGAAAGAUAGGUAGUGUUGGGGACACUGUGUUGGAGAGCAGAGCUAAGUGGGCGCGUACACAUGUUGCAUCCCUGUCCUGUAGGACAGAUGGUGGGGGCAGGUGCUAGCCCUGGGCAGGCUCAUUCCCAGCCAGCUCUUAGACCUGCCCCAGGACUGGGAACCACAAAACAAGGAGGGGAAGAGCGCCCCAAUGCCAGGAAGGGCGUUGAUAGGGGUGUUGGCGUAGGCAUUGCCUGGCUUUUCUGGUGUCCUGUGAGUAAACUAGAGUCCGCCAAUCAA
Nannospalax galili (Upper Galilee mountains blind mole rat) is the source of this 6746-nucleotide messenger RNA. RefSeq names its product zinc finger protein 646 (gene Znf646). The transcript is spliced from 3 exons. The record is from RefSeq and is a predicted model, not a curated record. Bases 542 to 5983 code for a protein of 1813 amino acids. Gene Ontology annotation, biological process: regulation of transcription by RNA polymerase II. Gene Ontology annotation, cellular component: nucleus. Gene Ontology annotation, molecular function: DNA-binding transcription factor activity, RNA polymerase II-specific; zinc ion binding; RNA polymerase II cis-regulatory region sequence-specific DNA binding. Lineage: Eukaryota; Metazoa; Chordata; Mammalia; Rodentia; Spalacidae.